Messenger RNA from Fraxinus pennsylvanica, 585 nucleotides. The record is from the annotation of a GenBank genome assembly. NCBI's taxonomy places the organism in Eukaryota, Viridiplantae, Streptophyta, Magnoliopsida, Lamiales, Oleaceae.
AUGAAUGCUCGAUUAGGAGACUUUGGACUAGCAAGAUUAUACGACCAUGGUCAAAAUUCACACACCACAAAUGUCGUAGGUACAAUCGGAUACAUUGCGCCUGAAUUGACACGAACCGGGAAGGCCUCGAAAAGCACUGAUGUCUUUGCAUACGGCAUUCUACUUCUUGAAAUUGCCUGUGGAAGAGCACCAGUCACAUAUGAACCAGAUCGCAACACGAUAUUAGUGGAUCGGAUUUUGGAUUGUCUCCAGACAGGCAACAUUCUCGAUGCAGUCGAUCCUAAACUGAAUUCGACUUAUGCAAUCGAAGAGAUGGAAUUAGUGUUGGGACUUGGUCUUUUGUGCUCUCAUCGAAAGCCGGAAUCAAGGCCUACAAUGAGGCAAGUGAUAAGAUAUCUUAACAGGGAUGAAAUCCUGCCAGUUUUUGAUAAAUUAAGCUCAGUUAGAUCCCAGAGAGCUGAUCAAAUCAGAUCAAGAUUCAUGGCUUUAGGAUUAACUGAUGACAGUAUUGUCACAACAUCAUCAAUUCUCUCAUCUUCUGUAGGGGAAAUGUCUACUAGUUCAUUUGAAAUUUCUGGCAGAUGA